Dentiscutata erythropus is the source of this 123-nucleotide messenger RNA. The record is from the annotation of a GenBank genome assembly. NCBI's taxonomy places the organism in Eukaryota, Fungi, Glomeromycota, Glomeromycetes, Diversisporales, Gigasporaceae.
AGAGUUAAUAAAUCUCACAAACACAACGAAAUACAACUAAAAAUACAACAAAUGUUUCGACAAUUACACCAAAAGAGCGACGAUACUGAAAGUGACACCAAAGGAAGAACGACACGACACUGA